UGGGUAUUUUACCUUAAUUUAGAAAACGAAUAAGGAAGCCCAGCGAUAACAGUAAAAACAUCACCGCAACAAACCAUACUUUCUCUCUAAUACCCAAAGACAAUAUUUGAUUUAAUGGAGGUCCCUGGACCAGACAGCGACUGGAGAAGCCCACAGUUCCGACAAAAAGUCGUCGCACAGAUAGAGGAUGCGAUGAGAAAGGCUGGGACUCCACACUCAAAGUCCAGCACUGACAUGGAGAAUCAUGUUUACGUCAAAGCCAAAUCCCGUGAGGAAUACUUGUCUCUGGUUGCACGUUUGAUAAUACACUUCAGAGACAUUCACAAGAAGGCUCUUGGCGGUCCAGAUCCCAUGAAUGCCCUGACUAACCUGACAGGGGUUGGAGGGGGCCCGGGCACUAUUGGCAUGGGGCCUCGUCCCCCAGGUGCGCCAAUGGUUGGUAUGGGGCCCAUGGGGCAGAUGCAGAUAGGCCAGCAUGCCAUGGGAGGGGUGGCUGGAAACCCCCAAGCCAGAGGACCAGGUCAGUUACAGAUGCAGCAGAUCGUACAGGCCCAACAGCAGCAGCAACCACAACAACAACAACAACAGCAGCAGCAGCAGUCCCUCCAGUUUCAGCAGUUCCAGCAGGCCCAGCAGCAGAAUGCCAUGCAACAACAACAGAAUGCCAUGCAACAGCAGCAGACGGCCAUGCAACAGCAGAGCGCCAUGCAACAGCAGAGUGCCAUGCAACAGCAACAGAACGCCCUUCAACAGCAGCAGAACGCUGCCCUCCAGCAGCAGCAGUUCCAGGUGCAGCAGCAGCUGAAGAUGCAGCAGAUGCAACACCAACAACAGCAGCAGCAGCAGCAACAACAACAACAACAGCAUCAGCAACAGCAGCAGGCCGCCCAGAAUCAGCAACAACAGAGCCAGAUACACCCGUCGAGGAUCCAACAACAGCAGCAGAUAGUCCAACUACAGCUUCAACAACAUGCCCAGGCUCAGGCACAGGCCCAAGCGCAGGCCCAAGCGCAGGCUCAAGCCCAGGCUCAAGCCCAGGCCCAGGCCCAGGCUCAAGCCCAGGCCCAAGCCCAGGCUCAAGCACAAGCCCAAGCCCAAGCCCAGGCCCAGGCUCAAGCUCAGUCUAUCCAGCACAUGGUACAACAGCAGCAGCAGCAGCAGCAGCUACAUCAGCAGCAGCAGGUGCAAGCCCAGUCACAGCCACAGCAGGGGGCGUUACCCCCACACCCCCAGCAGCAGCAACAGCCUGGCAUAGUUCCCCAGUCCCUGCCAGCCCAGAUGCCUCCUGGUCAGCACGUGUCCAUAGGUUCCCUCAGCCAACAGCAACAGUUAAAGAUGCAAGCUCUCCAGGCCAGAGCAGCUCAGCAGCAGCAGGCGGCAGCACAAGCACAGCCCAACCCAGGACAGAUGAUGAACAGACCUGGGAUAACGAUUCAGCGAAUGCCCCGGGUCGCCCCCAACCCAACGCUAGCGACACAGAACCCUGGAGCCCUGGGGGGCCAACAGAUGCCUCAGCAGGUGCAGCAGCAGCAUCAGAUGAUGUCCUCGCCCUCCCCGGGCCAGACCCCCCAGUCGAUGCCCCCACCCCCGCAGCCAUCCCCCCAGCCCCCCACCUCACAGCCCAACUCUGUCAGUUCGGGCCCCACUCCUUCACCUGGAGGUUUUCAGCCAAGCCCCUCCCCCCAGCCCUCCCACAGUCCAGCCACAGCAAGAACCCCCCAGAACUAUGGGGUACCCUCCCCUGGUCCCCUCAACACACCAGGUAAUCCCAAUUCGGUCCCAAUAAUGAGUCCGGCAGGGGCCACAUCUCUGGAGGACCAGCAGUACAUGGAGAAACUCAAACAGCUGUCCAAGUACAUCGAACCCCUGCGCAGGAUGAUCAAUAAAAUUGACAAAAACGAAGACAGGAAGAAGGAUCUGAGCAAGAUGAAGAGUUUGCUGAACAUCCUCACUGACCCCAACACGAGGUGUCCACUGAAGACAUUACAGAAGUGUGAGAUAGCCCUGGAGAAACUAAAGAACGACAUGGCAGUGCCGACCCCGCCCCCUCCGCCCGUGGCCACCAAGCAGCAGUACCUGUGCCAGCCCCUGCUGGACGCCGUCAUGACCAACAUCCGCUCGCCCGUCUUCAACCACUCCCUCUACCGCACCUUCUCCCCCGCCAUGGCCGCCAUCCACGGCCCUCCCAUCACGGGCCCCAGCAUCACAGGCCGUAAGAGGAAGCCGGAUGAGGACGAGCGGCAGACCAUUCCCAACAUCCUGCAGGGCGAGGUGGCACGCCUGGACAUGAAGUUCCUGAUCAGCCUGGACCCGUCCUUCUGCAGCAACAACGGCGCAGUGCACCUCGUCUGCAAACUGGAUGACAAGAAUCUGCCCAGUGUCCCCCCGCUGCAGCUGAGUGUCCCAGCGGACUACCCGGACCAAAGCCCCCACUGGGCGGACGAAGGAGAACAGUACGGUGCAAACUCGUUCCUGCAGACAGUCCACAAGAACAUGACCUCCAAGCUGCUGCAGCUCCCAGACAAGCACUCUGUGACGGAGUUGCUGAACACCUGGGCCCAGAGCAUCAGACAGGCCUGCUUGUCUGCAGCCUAGCGCACAAAGACACACUCACACACACACAUAUAAACACACACAAACAAACAAGA
Molecule: messenger RNA, 2648 nt
Organism: Gadus macrocephalus (Pacific cod)
Lineage: Eukaryota; Metazoa; Chordata; Actinopteri; Gadiformes; Gadidae
Gene: med15
Product: mediator complex subunit 15
Exons: 18
Coding region: 115-2595 (826 amino acids)
Biological process (GO): regulation of DNA-templated transcription
Molecular function (GO): transcription coregulator activity
Source: RefSeq, a predicted model, not a curated record